Molecule: messenger RNA, 1336 nt
Organism: Lingula anatina
Lineage: Eukaryota; Metazoa; Brachiopoda; Lingulata; Lingulida; Lingulidae
Product: battenin-like
Biological process (GO): lysosome organization; regulation of intracellular pH
Cellular component (GO): lysosome; membrane
Source: RefSeq, a predicted model, not a curated record
UAUUGACCAAUAGUGGACCUGUAUAUAGCCUGUCAUCACGAUAUCUUGAUAUUCAGUGAUCAACAAAGAGAUGGAUAUAGAAGAGGAAGAACCACCAAAGUCUAAAUGGGAUCUACGGCGGAAUUUAGCAGGGUUUUGGCUCCUUGGUCUUUGCGACUACUUUCCAUACGUAGUUAUGCUGAGUGCUGCAAAAGAAAUACUCCGUGACAGUGACAACCCCGACAAUCUACAACCGGCAAAUGUUACCGGUCUUAAUGACACAGAAGAGAUGCAGCUUAGGUGUAAUUCUGUCGGCACUGGGGCCGUGUUAUUGGCGGACAUUAUCCCUGUUUUAUUUAUCAAGACGACUGGAGCUUUUUUCUUAAAGAAGGUGCCAUACUACUGCAGGGUGUUGGCUGUCGUGGCGUUUGGAGCGGCGAGUUUUCUAACAGUUGCCUUGUCGUCAACCGUAUGGGUCAGUUUGCUUGGUGUGGUAUUCGCUAGCAUCAGCGAGGGAUUAGGAGAAGUCACCUUUUUCCAAAUGACGGUAUACUUUGACCAGAACGUCGUGUCAGCUUUUUCCUCAGGCACAGGGGCGGCGGGUUUCCUUGGCGCCCUGACAUACGCAGGACUCCGAACUGCCGGCGUCUCAGCCAGAAAUUGUCUCUUCUUCAUGCUUGUCUACCCGGCCAUCAUGGCCGCCACCUAUUUUCUGCUUCUUGUCAAGCCUCCGGAACUCAGCGGCCCGUGCUCUAAACUAAAUCGUUAUGAUAAGUUGAUUCAAAGUAGUGAUGAGAACAACUCAGAUAGGAGUAGUACAGUUGAAAGCAUUUCAAAUUAUUCAUUAAAGGAAAAAAUCACACUUGUGAAGCCUUUGUUGAAGUACAUGGUCCCGCUGGGACUGGUUUACUUUCUGGAAUACUUUAUAAAUCAAGGGCUGUACGAAGUCUUGUAUUUCAAUGACAUAUGGUUAACGACAGACGAGCAGUACGAAUGGUACCAGAUGGACUACCAGCUCGGGGUGUUCUUGUCCAGAUCUUCAGUCAAUUUGAUUCAUAUCAACAAAAUUUGGGUUUUCCCCAUUUUGCAGGGUAUCAACCUUGGGGUAUUGGCUGCUAAUGCUGUGUAUCGGUUCAUUCCAAGCAUCUGGAUCAUUUUGACCCUGAUGUUCUGGGAGGGACUGCUAGGAGGCGCCACCUUCGUCAAUACUUUUUAUAGAAUUAGAACGGAGGUUCGGGAGGAGCACCGCGAAUUCAGCAUGGGCGUAGUAACCCUGGCAGACGCUGUUGGAAUAUUUAUUGCAGGGGCAGCAGCUUUACCGUUACACACUUACCUGUGCAAUAUGUACACGGGAUGA